AAAACUGGCUUAGUCUAUACAAUGAAAUAUUAGUGCGUGAUAAAAAUGUUGGAGAAGGAAAAUAUAUAUCUGGAGAAAAGCUAGUUCAAACCCUUUUUACUAAGAAGAAUUAUAUAGUUCAUUACCGAGCUCUCCAGAUAUAUAUGAAGUUCGGAAUGAAGGUUACAAAGAUUCAUAACGCUCUCAAGUUUAGGCAGUCUCCGUGGAUGAAGGAAUAUAUUGAGAAAAAUAUUCGUAAAUGCAAAAUAGCCAAGGCAAAUGGGGAUGAGUUUGGGGUUGU
Molecule: messenger RNA, 280 nt
Organism: Racocetra persica
Lineage: Eukaryota; Fungi; Glomeromycota; Glomeromycetes; Diversisporales; Gigasporaceae
Source: the annotation of a GenBank genome assembly